AUGUCCCGCCUACCCUACCCCAACUACCACACCCUGCACGCCAAAUCCUUUCCCACUCUCAACAUCAUCAAACUGCUGUUCCAUAGUGCCGCCACCGUCGACCACUGGACCGCCCUAGGCAAUGCACAAUUCAAACACCUGUCCCUCGCAGACCGCGACCGCGAGCUGGUGAUCAUGCUAACGACAGCCAAAUUCCAGUCGACCUACGAAUGGACCCACCAUGUGCCCGUGGCUGGAGUCACCAGAGCACAGCAGUACGCGCUGGCAGCAUCAUCGAAACAGUUCAGCUACUUCAUCUACGGGAAACAUAGUCCCGAGGCGGGGUUCAACCCGAGAGAUCUUGCGCUCCUGACGUUUGUGGAAACCAUCAUCUAGUAGCCGGAGGUCGGCGACGAGCUGUGGAAGCGUGUCAGGCAGGAAAUUUCGGAAAGGAAGAUUGUGGAAAUUAUCUCGCUUCAGGUUCGUCUCUUCUGUGUGACAAGAUGGCAGGGCAAAGUUGUUGAUUGGGUUCUAGAAAUUCUGCUAUGCGUUUUCGAGGUUGG
This is a messenger RNA of Aspergillus brunneoviolaceus CBS 621.78, 542 nucleotides long. RefSeq lists its product as uncharacterized. The transcript has a single exon. Lineage: Eukaryota; Fungi; Ascomycota; Eurotiomycetes; Eurotiales; Aspergillaceae. The record is from RefSeq and is a predicted model, not a curated record. Bases 1 to 375 code for a protein of 124 amino acids.